Messenger RNA from Helicoverpa zea (corn earworm), 773 nucleotides. RefSeq lists its product as uncharacterized. The record is from RefSeq and is a predicted model, not a curated record. The transcript is spliced from 6 exons. Bases 1 to 726 code for a protein of 241 amino acids. NCBI's taxonomy places the organism in Eukaryota, Metazoa, Arthropoda, Insecta, Lepidoptera, Noctuidae.
AUGAAUGUGUGCAUAUGCCUCCGCAUAGUCGGCAUUACCGUACCACCUCUGAAGCAGCGAGGGGAGUCAUCCACACUCACCUGUGACUACGACCUGGAAGGAGGUCGGUUAUACUCCGUCAAGUGGUACCGCGACAACGAGGAGUUCUACCGGUACAUGCCGAAGUUGAGGCCUCCGCAGCACGCUCAUAAGUUAGAUGGUGUAAAAGUUGAUUUAGAGAAAUCAACGGCCCGUCGGGUCCACCUUCGGGAGUUGACGCUCAAAUCCCGAGGGCUGUACCGCUGUGAAGUAUCGGAGGAAGCUCCCUCGUUCCACUCAGCUCAAGCCGAGGCCUUCAUGGAAGUUUAUUACUUUCCCCGCGAAACUCCACGCAUCACGGGAUACGAACGACCGUAUCAAUUGAAAGAACCGCUAGAUGUUAACUGCUCAUCUGCAAAAUCCUUUCCCGCACCAGACCUUCAAUGGAUGAUAGAUGGUCAAAAAAUAACUGACAGAUCAUGGCUGGUAGCAUUUGGCGCGAAACCCGCACCGCAAGGACUGUUGGUGUCUACCCUCGGCUUGAGAGCACCGACCAAGCCUCGCAUGAAGCUCAAGUGCGUCGCUACUAUAGGCACGCAUAGAAGAGAACGGACUGUCAUCAUAGAAAUAAACUCAUCAAGCUGGAACAAAUCAUUCAGUUUGCUAAUAAUGAUAACACUGAACAUUGUUUGUGUGAAGAUAUCGUGAUAGUUCCAUAUUUAUACCCAAUGUAAAUAAAGAUACAUUUGUAAUAA